GGUUUUUUCCUUCCCCUCUAGGUAAUUAAAUGUCUUUACUGAGAAUCUCUGCUCUGUUGGAAUGCUUGGAUGCACAGCAGCUCUUCCCAUAACUUCCUUCCGCCUGCCCCAUUGUGAGAAGAUGGCGAAAGCAAACAUUACCAGAGACCUCAUCCACCGGCAAAUCAAGGAAAAAGGUGCAUUGGGCUUUGAGCGACAUUACCAUGUCACCGACCCCUUCAUCCGACGUUUGGGCCUAGAAGGAGAGUUACAGGGUCACGGUGGGUGCGUUAACUGCCUGGAGUGGAAUGAAAAAGGAGACUUGCUGGCCUCUGGCUCUGAUGACCAGCACACCAUUGUCUGGGAUCCACUGCAUCACAAGAAACUUCUUUCCAUGCACACAGGACAUACUGCAAACAUCUUUUCUGUCAAGUUUUUGCCGCAUUCGGGUGAUCGGAUCCUCAUUACGGGAGCUGCAGACUCCAAAGUGCACGUCCAUGACUUGACUGUCAAGGAAACCAUCCAUAUGUUUGGUGACCACACCAACAGGGUGAAGCGCAUUGCCACGGCUCCCAUGUGGCCAAAUACGUUCUGGAGUGCAGCAGAGGAUGGGUUGAUCAGGCAGUAUGAUUUGCGAGAGAACAGCAAACGCUCUGAAGUACUGAUAGACCUAACUGAAUACUGUGGGCAGCUGGUGGAGGCCAAAUGCCUCACUGUCAACCCCCAGGAUAACAAUUACCUAGCGGUGGGCGCCAGUGGGCCCUUCGUGCGGCUGUAUGACAUACGCAUGAUCCACAACCACAGAAAAAGCAUGAAGCAGAGUCCCUCGGCCGGAGUGCACACAUUCUGUGAUCGGCAGAAACCCCUCCCUGACGGUGCGGCCCAGUACUACGUAGCAGGGCAUCUUCCAGUGAAACUACCUGACUACAACAAUCGCCUGAGAGUUCUAGUAGCCACAUAUGUCACCUUCAGUCCUGAUGGCACGGAGCUGUUGGUUAACAUGGGAGGGGAGCAGGUCUACUUAUUUGACCUGACUUACAAGCAACGGCCAUACACGUUUCUCCUGCCAAAGAAGUGCCAUACUUCAGUGGAAGUGCAGAAUGGCAAAACAUCAACCAACGGAGUGUCAAACGGCAUCCAUCUCCACAGCAAUGGGUUCCGGCUGUCUGAGGGACGAGCCCAUGUCAGCCCUCAGGUGGAGCUGCCUCCAUAUCUGGAAAGGAUUAAGCAGCAAGCAAAUGAGGCCUUUGCCUGCCAGCAGUGGACUCAAGCCAUCCAGCUGUACAGCAAAGCUGUUCAGAAGGCACCCAACAAUGCCAUGCUGUAUGGGAACAGAGCUGCAGCCUACAUGAAGCGCAAGUGGGAUGGUGACCAUUACGACGCUUUAAGAGACUGCUUGAAGGCUAUCUCCCUGAACCCCUGCCACCUGAAGGCCCACUUCCGUCUCGCCCGCUGCCUUUUCGAACUGAAGUAUGUGGCAGAAGCACUGGAGUGUCUGGAUGACUUUAAAGGGAAGUUCCCGGAACAGGCGCAUAGCAGCGCUUGUGAUGCCCUUGACCGAGACAUCAACGCAGCCCUCUUCUCUAAAAGCGAUAACGCUGAAGACAAGAAAGGGAGCGGCCCAAUCCGGCUGCGAGCAACUGGCCGCAAAGAUUCCAUUUCGGAAGAUGAGAUGGUGCUGAGGGAGCGCAGCUACGACUAUAAAUACCGGUACUGCGGCCACUGCAACACCACUACGGAUAUCAAAGAGGCCAACUUCUUUGGCAGCAAUGCGCAGUACAUCGUCAGUGGCUCGGACGAUGGCUCCUUCUUCAUCUGGGAGAAAGACACUACCAACCUUGUGCGAGUGCUGCAAGGGGAUGAGUCGAUUGUGAACUGCCUGCAGCCUCACCCAAGCUACUGCUUCUUGGCAACCAGUGGCAUCGAUCCAGUCGUGCGGCUUUGGAAUCCCAGGCCAGAGAGCGAAACCCUCAAUGGCCGUGUGGUGGAAGACAUGGAAGGUGCCUCCCAGGCUAACCAGAGACGAAUGAAUGCAGAUCCCUUGGAGGUGAUGUUGCUGAACAUGGGCUACCGGAUCACAGGACUGACUAGUAGCGGGACUGGAGGCUCAGACGAUGAAGACAGCUCGGAGGGGCAAGUCCAGUGCCGGCCCAGCUAAAACAGACCUGCCUCUCCUUCCUCUAAUUGCUUUGUUGAACGGGAACCCCGUUUCCUUGGUUCUGAACUUUCUCUGAUGAACGGCUGCACUGUUUCACACUAUGCACAGAGUAGGACAAGCUGGCAGGGGCAGGAGUGGCUUUCUUGUUAAAUUACCACCACCACCACCACCUCUCCCCGCUCCCCCCUGUCACACUACUGAGCAGCAUGGCAAAGCAGUCUGGGUUCGCCUGUAGUGGAAUUUAGUCCCUGUAAGGAUGUUUUGAGUUGUCUGUGAGCAGUGUAAGCUGGUGACCUUCUCUGACGCUGCUGUAUGGCUUGGCGGAAGGGGCAUCGUCUCCGUUCGUGCAUUUGCAGAGGGGAUGUUAAACUGCUAAAUAAAACGUAAACCUAGGGCAGGGAUUACAGAAUGAUUUUACCGCAGCGAUCUUGGUUUCUGAUGCUUGGCUUAGCUGCUCUGCCGCCAGCUUGGCUCCUGGCCCUAGGUUCAGGGCUGGUGAUCAUAGAAAGUCCAUCUGGCCCACCGAACACCUCGAGGGGGCUUUUCUCUGGCCACUGGCUCUAACAUGGUUGCUGAAGGUGACUAUAUUGGUUAGGGUUUGGCUACCACCUGUCUGUCUUUUGGGCAUCUCCUUUAGCUGAUGCAUAAAUGGAGACACUGAAUACAUGCAGUUGAAUGGAGGAGGAACCUCUUUCCCAGCACAAGUAUUGAUUUCCUCUGUGACUUGUGACCCCAUGAAGAAAGAUGGUGGUAAAAAAGGAGAUGGGGCGUGAGGUUUUGAGGCUGGGAUAACUGGCGUGACUGAAGCUACCAAGGGAAAGUGGCUGAUAACGGCACUUCCAUCUCUUCCACCCAAGCUGCUGCUAGCCCUGUUUUACCUUCCCCUCUCCUAGCCCCCUUCUUGCCCUACAAUUGUGUGUGGCUGCCAUGCACCCAUCCCAGCUGGUAUUUGAGCUUUUAGAGGCUGGCAUUUUUAGUGCAGUUGACUGCUCUGGAUCUCAUCAGCUGAGGUGAUCUUUCCUGAUGGAUGUGACCUCCCUCCUGUACAAGCAGUGGAGGAAGUCCUUGCAGUGGGUCAAUGGUCCUCUCAGGAACUGCUCUUCUUUCUCCUUACCCAUGCUGGCUUCAAAGCCAGGACCACAACUUUUUUUUUUUUUUUUUAAAUGCAGCCCUGUACUUCCACUCUUCCCAAGUAACUUGCAGCCUGUUUUCUCCUCUCACACUUGCCAAGCAUUAAAUAUAUCAAGUAGA
Alligator sinensis (Chinese alligator) is the source of this 3388-nucleotide messenger RNA. RefSeq names its product WD and tetratricopeptide repeats 1 (gene WDTC1). Gene Ontology annotation, biological process: negative regulation of fatty acid biosynthetic process. NCBI's taxonomy places the organism in Eukaryota, Metazoa, Chordata, Crocodylia, Alligatoridae. The transcript is spliced from 15 exons. The coding region runs from base 62 to 2137 and encodes 691 amino acids. The record is from RefSeq and is a predicted model, not a curated record. Gene Ontology annotation, molecular function: protein binding. Gene Ontology annotation, cellular component: cytoplasm; Cul4-RING E3 ubiquitin ligase complex.